AUGGCGUCAGAAUGGGAAUCAAGCUUUGAGAGGAUACCACAAGGUCGUGUUGUCACCAUCACUCAUGGCAUGCUCUGUAUCCAGGUAAAUGACAAAAUAAUUCUAGACACUUUUGCUGUGCCACCAAACAUGAAGCUAGGUGAAGCACCGAACAUCAAGGGAAGAGCCGCAGUUUCACCACCAUUAAAAACUUUGCUGGGCAGCAUCAGGGAAAUGGUUUCUCCAAAGCCAGGAUUUCUUUCUCUUGCCUCUUGGGCUGUGUUUUUCCUGCUGCUGUGGACCUCUGGUGAAGGUGGGAAGCUCUUGGUUAUACCCAUCGAUGGUAGCCACUGGCUCAGCAUGCGCCUGGUUGUGGAGAAGCUCAGGGACAAGGGACAUGAAAUUGUGGUGGUUGCGCCAGAGAUAAAUUUGCGGAUCCACUCGUCACCACUUUACACCUUAAAAACCUACCCUGUGUCCUACACCAAGGAGUUUGUGGAGGCAGAGUUUAAACAGAUGGGCCACAGGAGUUUCACACCUCAGCCCUUCUUGGAAAAACUCUCCAAAAUUGCCAAUUUUACAAGCAUGUUCUUGGAUUCCUGCAAGCGUCUCCUGUCUGUCAAAGAGCUGAUCCAAUACCUCGAGGGAAGCAAAUUUGAUGCCGUCUUUAUGGAUCCCUUCUUCCCAUGUGGGCAGAUAUUGGCAGAACAUCUGUCCCUGCCCUCCGUGUACUUCCUACGGGGGCUGCCAUGCAGCCUGGAAUUCCAGGCCACAAUGUGUCCCAGCCCUCCUUCCUACGUCCCACGGUUCUUCACGCGCUCCACGGACCACAUGUCCUUCUGGCAGCACCUGGGCAACCUCCUGGCCACCCUGGGCAGUUCCCUGGCCUGCUCUGUCCUUUAUUCCCCCUACGAUUCCUUGAUCCGGGAGUUCCUGCAGCGGGAAGCAGCUAUGCCCGAGCUGCUCAGCCAUGCUGCUGUUUGGCUCAUGAAAUACGACUUUGUCUUUGAGUACCCCAGGCCCCUCAUGCCCAACAUGGUCUUGGUCGGAGGCAUAGGCUGCACUCUGGAAAACAAACUACCCCAGGAAUUUGAAGCCAUGGUGAAUGCCUCUGGAGAACACGGCAUUGUUGUCUUCUCGCUGGGCUCCAUGGUGUCUGAGAUUCCUAUGAAGAAAGCCAUGGAAAUCGCAGAGGCCUUGGGAACAGUCCCUCAGACGGUCUUGUGGCGCUACACGGGCAAGACACCCUCCAACCUACCCAAGAAUGUGAAGCUCGUCAAGUGGCUGCCUCAGAAUGACCUCCUGGCCCACCCCAAGACUCGUGCCUUUAUCACCCAUGGAGGUUCCCAUGGUGUUUAUGAGGGAAUAUGCAAUGCAGUGCCCAUGGUGCUGAUGCCUCUGUUUGGGGACCAGAUGGACAACGCCAAGCGAGUGGAGUCCCGGGGAGCAGGGCUGACCCUGAACAUCCUGGAGAUGACUUCCAACGACAUUUCCAAUGCCCUGAAAGCAGUGAUCAACGACAAAAAGUACAAGGAGAACAUCCAGCGCCUCUCCGACCUGCACCUGGACAGACCCAUCCACCCUCUGGACCUGGCUGUGCACUGGGUGGAGUUUGUGAUGAGGCACAAGGGGGCCCCUCACCUGCGCCCCGCUGCCCACGAGCUCAACUGGGUGCAGUACCACUCGCUGGAUGUCAUCGCCUUCCUGGCGGCCGUCACGCUGCUCUCCCUCUUCAUCUCCUUCAAGUGCUGCCUCUGCUGCUGCCGCAGGUGCUUCUGCAAGAAGGGUAGGACAGGGAAGCCCACCAAAGCCAAGUCCCACUAA
This is a messenger RNA of Cinclus cinclus, 1803 nucleotides long. Its product is annotated as UDP-glucuronosyltransferase 1A1-like. The transcript has 7 exons. The coding region runs from base 1 to 1803 and encodes 600 amino acids. The record is from RefSeq and is a predicted model, not a curated record. NCBI's taxonomy places the organism in Eukaryota, Metazoa, Chordata, Aves, Passeriformes, Cinclidae. Gene Ontology annotation, molecular function: UDP-glycosyltransferase activity.